AUGGGCUCCCAGAGCCCCGAGCAGUUUGACCCAUCUGUGAUGAUGAUGACCGAAGAGGAGCACCUGCAGCAGCAGGACAUCGGUUGCCUGAUCAACUCUGAUGGAGAAGAAGUGGAUUUGUCUGACAUCCGAGAGACCACCGAAACUCCCUCCACCGCAUUGGGUCAAAGAGAAAAUGAAAAGCCUGCCUCGUUCCACACCUGUUCCGUCUGCGGCAAAGACUUCCCUUACGCCUCCAAACUCCAGCGCCAUCUGCGCACGCACUCGGGAGAGCGUCCUUUCCCAUGUUCCAUGUGCGAGAAGAGAUUCCCCGAAAAGGGGCUGCUGAUGAUCCACGAGAGAGUUCACACGGGGGAAAAGCCCUUCCCUUGCACUUUCUGCGAGAAACGCUUCGCCAGUCAAGGCGAGCUCCGACUUCAUCGCAGGACGCACACGGGCGAGCGGCCGUACCGCUGCACUAUCUGCCUGAAGAGCUUCUCUCGCCACUGGCACCUCAAGACGCACCUGGACGCCAUGCAUUCUGAGGUAGUGGCCGGUUUUACGAGAAAGAAGUUCCCGUGCUCGGACUGCGAGAAGAGCUGCAACUCCGCCGCCGAGCUGCGGGAUCACCAGAGGACUCACACGGGCGAGCGGCCCUAUCAGUGCUCCUUCUGCGAUAAGAGGUUCGCUUUGUCGGGCACAUUGGUGCGGCACGAGCGCCUACACACUGGGAUUACACCUUACCACUGCGCCGACUGCGGCAAGACAUUUGCGCAGCAGUGGACGCUCACCACACACAUGCGGACGCACACCGGCGAGAAGCCGUACAGCUGCACGCAGUGCGACAAGUCGUUCGUGGCACCCGGGGAGCUCCGCAGGCAUACCCGCAUCCACACGGGGGAGAAGCCGUACUCGUGCGCCGACUGCGGGAGGCAAUUCUCCUUGGCGGGGACUUUGAGGAACCACAGGAAGUCGUGCACGCAGAGCAAGAACGGAGCCAACGCAGGCGAAAGCGGAGCUGGGGCGUCACCGGAGAGAGAACAGGAGGGCGAUAAUAUCAGCACUGAGAUAUCUGACAUUCCAGCUGCACCAAGCAUUAAAGCCUCAUCCACUUCCUCCUCUUCUCCUUCCUCUCCCUUGGAGGACGGCAACUGUGCACAAGCAGCUGAGUCCGACAAUAACCCAAACGAGCACGAGGAUGAAGUUUCUAGUCCGCACGUGAGCGUCGUCAUCAAAGAGGAAGAAGAGGAAAAACCUUUGUGCGAAGAUGCGUUAGCUGCAGAAUGUCCUGCUGAGGACAAAAGUGGACCUCCAGUGAAGGAAGAAGAGAAAGACAAUGAUGUUAUCAGAGCAUGUCCAGGAGAUGGCGGCGUCACAUCAGAAUGUGACAAAAUGAGCCCGCUGACAUCCCCGGCGAAGGAUCAACGUAACAACAGCAAGACUGCGAGCUCGUACUGUUGCGGCUUGUGCGGGAGAGACUGCCACAAGAUGUCGGCCCUGCAAAUCCACAUGCGGAUCCACUCGGGAGAGAAACCCUACCAAUGCACCCUGUGCGGGAAGCAGUUCACCCAGAAAGGGCAGCUCAAAGGCCACCAGAAGGUCCACACGGGGGAGAAACCCUUCGCGUGCCCGGAGUGCGGCAAGUGCUUCGCCCACUCGGGCGCCAUGAACCGACACCGACUGACGCACACGGGGGAGAAGCCCUAUCACUGCUCUCUGUGCGAGCGCAGCUUCAACCAGUCGGGACGCUUGCGGGAGCACGAGAAAACCCAUUUUGGGGACAAACUCAACUGCCCCGAGUGUGACAAAACCUUCACGCGCUCCUCCAGCCUCAAGAACCACUUAAGGCUGCACACGGGCGAGAGGCCGUACAGCUGCGACGUGUGCGGCCGCGGCUUCAGCCGCUCGCAGAGCCUCAGGUUGCACAAGCGCAAGCACGAGCUACUGCGGGGGGAAGAGGAGUCCGGCUUCAGUUUCAGUGCACUUUGUCCUGUUUGCUCUCUCAGACACUCACGCGGCGAAAUCAUGGUGUCUUAUAAGCUGAUACACCCAGAAGAUGUGCACCUAACUGAAGGAAAUCGCCUUGACGAUGACGAGGACGAGCUGAUGUCACAGUCAGAAGGAGCCUCUUUGCUUCCCCGUCGUCUGCCGUGCUCGGUCACGACGGCUCUCUUGGUGAUCGGCUGCCUGCUACUUCUCCUCUGUGGAGGUUGGUUGGUGGGCACCAUGUUCUGGCUUCACCGCCCUUCCAACUUGCUGCCGCAUAAACACCCGCCACCAGCCAGCACAAAAGCCAACACCUCCGAGGCUUCCUCUCUCUUCCGCGAGAUUUGCGCUCUAACCCCGGAGACGUGGCGGUUCGACUGUUACCCUGAGAGAGGAGCGGUGGUGACCAGAGAGAUGUGCGAAGCGAGGAACUGUUGUUUCAUCGCCUCCGAAACGCCCCCCUCGGGACAUAAUGGUAUCCCUUGGUGUUUCUAUCCUCCGGAUUUCCCCUCCUACUCGGUGAAGUCGGUGAACGACACCAGCUUGGGGCAAAAAGCAACGCUUGUCAAAGAUGUAAAGACUUACUACCCUGCUGACAUCAUGACUCUGGAGUUGGACGUCCGCUACGAGACGGACACACGGCUACGUGUCAGGAUCACAGACCCUUCAAGUUCUCGCUACGAGGUUCCCAUCUCCAUUCCCACCGUCUCCAAGAAAGCAGAACAUCCCGACUACACCGUGGAGCUUUCUAGGGAUCGGUUUGGUCUUAUCGUGAGGAGGAUCUCAACCGGAGCUGUGCUCCUAAACACCACCGUGGCUCCUCUCUUGUACGCCGAUCAGUUCCUGCAGUUUUCCACCUCUUUGCCUACCGAAUUUAUCUACGGCCUGGGGGAGCACCGCUCUAACUUCCUGCAUGACGUCCAGUGGAACACUCUUACCAUGUGGGCGAGAGAUGUGCCUCCCAUGGAAAAAACAAACCUAUAUGGAGUUCAUCCCUUUUACCUUGCAAUGGAGAAGGAGAAGAAUGCACAUGGAUUCUUUCUUCUUAACAGCAAUGCAAUGGAUGUUGUACUGCAACCUGCCCCAGCCCUCACUUGGCGCACAAUCGGCGGAAUCCUCGACUUUUAUGUCUUCCUUGGUCCCGAGCCUGGAACUGUGAUUGAACAAUAUCUGGACGUCAUAGGUCGUCCAGCGAUGCCGAUCUACUGGGCUUUAGGUUACCACUUAUGUCGCUGGGGUUUUAACUCGAGCAACUCCACUUGGGAGGUGGUCAAGCGCAUGAGAAAUAAUGGGAUACCUCAGGAUGUUCAGUGGAAUGAUAUCGACUACAUGGACCGAGUUCUUGACUUCACUUAUGACCAAACUAACUUUGCCACAUUGCCCGCCAUGGUGAAGGACUUGCACGCUCACGACCAACGCUACGUGAUGGUCAUCGAUGCCGGCAUCAGCAGCGUCCAGACUGAAGGAACCUAUUGGCCGUAUGAUGAAGGACUCAAAAGAGGCGUUUUUAUCAAAGACACGGAAGGAAAAACACUGAUCGGCAAGGUAUGGCCAGGGCUGACAGCAUAUCCCGAUUUUUCUGAUAACGUCACUCAUGAGUGGUGGUUUGAGAAUCUGAAAAGGUUCCAUGAUCAGGUGGAAUUUGAUGGAUUGUGGAUUGACAUGAACGAACCAUCAAAUUUCGUAGAUGGGUCGACUAAUGGCUGCCCCUCAAACAAUUUGGAUAAUCCACCAUAUACACCAGGAGUGUUGGGAGGUUUGCUGCGAGCCAAAACGGUGUGCGCGUCAGCACCGCAGAAGCAAUCGACACAUUACAACCUUCACAGCUUAUAUGGACUCAUGGAAGGGGAAGCUUCUGCAAACGCCCUGAGGAGGAUCUUGGGAAAAAGACCUUUUGUGAUCUCUCGCUCCACCUUCCCGAGUCAGGGAAUGUACACUGGCCAUUGGCUGGGAGACAACAGAAGCCAGUGGCAGGACCUUUACACUUCGAUAGCAGGAAUUUUGACUUUUAACCUCCUUGGCAUCCCGUUGGUGGGAGCUGACAUUUGUGGCUUCAGCGAACAGCCGCAGGAGGAGCUGUGUAUUCGCUGGACGCAGUUGGGCGCAUUUUACCCCUUUACUCGCAACCACAACGCCAUUGACAUGAAGCCACAAGACCCAACUGCGUUCAGCCCGCUAGCCAGCACCGCCAUGAAGAAAGCUCUGCUGCUGCGUUAUUCCCUCUUUCCGCUCCUCUACACGCUCUUCCAUCACGCACACGCAAAGGGGCACACUGUAGCUCGACCACUCAUAUUCGAAUUUCCAAAGGACACAAAAACGUACAAGAUUGAUAAGCAGUUCCUCUGGGGGCGGAGUCUCCUGGUGACUCCCGUGUUAGAACCUGCAGUCGACUUUGUGGAAGGCUACUUCCCAGAAGGACUGUGGUAUGACUACUACACGGGCGACGCGAUAAACAGCACGGGUGAAGACAUUCGACUCUCUGCUCCUCUUGAUAAGAUAAACCUGCAUUUGAGAGAAGGCUCCAUUAUCCCGACGCAGACUCCCAAUCUGACCUUAUGGGUUAGUAGCGGGCAGCCACUUCACAUGGUUUCCGCGCUUUCUGAGAACGGUACAGCCUGUGGCGAUUUGUUCUGGGACGACGGAGAGAGCCUGGACACUUACGAGAACAACCAGUAUGCUUACAUCGUCUUCAGCGUGGCUCAGCAAACGAUGACCUCUCAGGUGCUUCACAACCACUUGGAGGCCACCUACAUCACUGUGCAGUCGGCGUCCUUCUACGGUGUGAAGGAGAAGCCCAGCAAGGUGCAGGUUAACUCCAAAGAUGUGACAUUUGCCUACAGGAGCAACAAGGUUUUAACGGUAGAAAAUCUCGGCCUUAAACUCAGCCAGAACUUCACCAUCAGUUGGAACUGA
Messenger RNA from Nerophis lumbriciformis (worm pipefish), 4878 nucleotides. Lineage: Eukaryota; Metazoa; Chordata; Actinopteri; Syngnathiformes; Syngnathidae. The record is from RefSeq and is a predicted model, not a curated record.